Heterobilharzia americana is the source of this 3255-nucleotide messenger RNA. The record is from the annotation of a GenBank genome assembly. Lineage: Eukaryota; Metazoa; Platyhelminthes; Trematoda; Strigeidida; Schistosomatidae.
AUGAAAGAGAAUCAACUUACGUAUGUCACCGUGUAUCAGGGUUUGAAACUCAUGAAUGAUCGUAGAAGCCGCAUUUUUAUGGUUGAGUAUUUCGCUAAAGGCACUGCUAUCAUACUAUGUGCUGCAUAUCAUUUAGGAAUGCAUUUCGAUGCGGGUUAUGUCUGGUUCCUCAACCCUUGGCUUUCAGGUAACUGGUGGCAGACUGCUGAUGUUCAUCCUCCAGAAUGCAGUCGUGAAGAAAUGCUUAAUAUAACGGCGUGGACUUUUACAGUUGGUCAUCAACUUGCCAUGGAACCACUAGUUCACAAGUUUAUGCCCACUUCAUUCAAAGAUGUGAAUCUUUUCGCUUCCGAAUAUUCUUUUCGUAAACAAAGUGUCGAACGACGCGUUCGUCAGCAUCCAAAUGAGUAUGUUCAAGAUAUACGACUUCGAAAAUUCAAGCAUCCUUUAUUUAAUGGGCACUCUUCAAAUAGUUAUGAUGAUUCACCUUCAGACUCCGAGUCACAACACUCAGUUUUUAGUACAAAGAGUGAAGAUGUUGGUUAUGUUCACUCUUCUCAUGAUUAUGCGAUCCAUACUUAUGAAUCUGUCAUAGUGCUAGCCGCUGCACUUAUUCACUUAUUACAUCAAAAUCCAAGUUCCAUUUCAUUCUUUGAAUCACGGUUAGUUGCUGAAACGUAUAGAGAAUUAGAUGACUCAUUUUCCAAUCCAAUUAUUUCUCUGGACACCGGUUUCCAUUACGUUCAUCGAAAAGAUGAUGUCAAAUCUGCUUCUCAGUUGAGGUUUAACAAUCUAAACGAGCGUAUUGCUGAUUACUGGCUUCUUAAACAGCAUCAAGUCAAUGUUACUGUCCCAAUAGUAUUGUGGACAUUAGAUCAAGAAUUGCUAAGUGAUGAUAAUGCUGCAUUCAUGGUAUCCUUGAUGGAUGCAGCUGAUUUAACUACACUAGCAGUUUCUGAACAUUUUGCCCAACUUAUGGGAGAACGUUGGAUCAACGAUGUGUAUUGGGGGAGUAACAAUGGUCCACCUGAUGAUGGAUCAGAAAAUGAAGAUGAUUGUGCCUUUGGGUUUAUCGGCAAGAUUUUCGGCGUCAAUUGUACUGGUUCUACUGUGAUUGGUACGAUUUCGAUAGUCAUUUCUGUAACAGUAUUAUGUUUCAUCUUGUUUGUUGUAUACUAUCGACACAAGCUCAAACAAACACAUCUUCGAAUUCGUCAACCAUAUGAAAAUCUUUGCAAUGAAUUAAAGGAUAUAGAUAUCCCGUCUGCUGAUAUUGUUCUAAAUCGUCGUGUUGGUCAAGGAGCAUUUGGUAUGGUGUAUGGUGGUGAAGCAAAACGUAACGGUCGAUGGGAAGCCGUAGCUGUCAAGGUGAUUGGUAAUAAGGCCACUUAUGAAGGAAAGACAGAUUUUCUCUCAGAGGCUAAACUAAUGAGGAGUUUAGAUCAUCGAAACGUUGUACGUCUGGUCGGUAUUUGUUUGUAUCCAAAAGAAAAUCAUCUGUAUCUGAUUAUGGAGUUCAUGCUUAAUGGUGAUUUAAAAACAUACUUACUUUCUCGUCGUGUUCUAGCUCAACAAAUCCCGGACCAUGAGGGCAUCUGUCCAGCUACGCUGACUGGUAUGGCAAUAGAUAUCGCAGAAGGUUUGGCUUAUUUACACAGAAAAAAUCUGAUCCAUCGUGAUAUCGCCUGUCGUAACUGCCUUGUUGGUUCCGACGGAGUUGUAAAGAUCGGAGAUUUCGGUUUAACACGUGAAGUGACUAGUAGUGAAAGUGAAGGCUAUUAUCGUUUCACACGAAAUUGUGAACUUCCUAUUCGUUGGAUGUCUCCUGAAGCUGUUCAGUUUGGCGUUUUCAGUGUUCAUUCUGAUAUUUGGUCGUAUGGCAUUGUUUUAUAUGAAAUUAUUACUUUCGGAGUAUUUCCUUACGAUGGUUUGGGUGAUGUUGAAGUUGUCGAACGUGUAAAACGUAAAGACUUUAGUAUUAUUGAAUUUUUGCCAGUAGCGGCAAGAGAUACGACUAUCUCACGACUAAUCUACCAAUGCUGUCAGCAUCAAUGGCAGCAUCGUCCUGCUUCACUAGACUAUAUCAUAGCUAUUUUGCGGAAGAACCCGGAGUGUGUUCGCCCAUUCCUUACAGACGAACCACCUAAGCCAAACAGCACCAUCGAUGCCCUUCGUUUCCAACCGGGUGCCGGGGCGUGUAUAAUGUCCAAAAAUACUCUGGCUUCUUGCGACCCCUCUCCAAGUAAUCCUGUGACAUCUAGUACUGUUUCUGAAGGCACUCAUGGUUACCCAAUUAGUUCUAGUAUUCGAGGUGUUCUUAGCGCAACAGGUAGUUUGGGGGGUGUUGGAAAGUCUCCCAUAGCUUAUCGUUCAGUUGAUUCGUUUUCAGAGAACGUUAGCUCUUCUGUAUUUCUUUCAUUCCUUUCUGAGGCUCCUCUUCAAAACCUUGGUCGGCGUCGCCACAAGACUGCUGAUGGUUCAACAACAGCUGGACGCUAUCAUGGCAUACGUCGAGGUACUAGUUCUUCUUCAUGUGGGCAUACAUUCCGUAGUUCGGAACAGAGUUCCGGUGGUCGUUCAACUGCUGAAGACCAACUUCAUCCCACAGGUGACAUACCUUUCAUCCCGAUUUGGCAAAAAGUAGACACUUUUGGUUUUAAAGCGUCUUUACCAUUUGGAGACAAUAUAUUAAAAGAUUGUCCAAAAUCACGACAAGGAAAACCUAGCCCCGUUAGAAAUCUAUUUAGCAAACAAACUAACCUUGAAAAUGAACGUAUGGAGUUAGUUUUUUCUAAAAAUCCGUCUGUUUGUCGUGAUAUCCAGGGUUUAUCUAAUCAGUUGUUUAUAACUUCUGGAAACUGUGCACAAGAUGUGUUGGAAACUAAAAUUUCCCAACAAGAUAUUGGAAAGGAGCGCAAGUGUUCUAAAGAUGUGCAAAAAGAUGAAAAUUUAACUUGUAAAUCAAGUAUUUUGCAUAAUCAGAGGUGUACUAUUCCUACAUCGCGUACUAUCUCAUCUGCCUCAGGACACCAUAGCAGUCUUACUGAAACUAACAAAACUACAUUAGAAUCCCAUCGUACGACAUCUGUUCCUGAAACCCUUUUUCCAGAUCCAACUUUGGAUACAACUAUCUUCAACCGUCAAUUAUUUCAAGAUUCUGAACCAAAGCGACCAGUUACAAAUGAUUUGUCUGGUUUACCCACUGCAAAUUCGGAUGAAUCUCUUAUAAAUCAGAAUUACUUUUACUUUGCAUAG